AUGGGUGGAAGACCACGUCAUGCCAAUGUUGUCGUAAAUGAGAAACAAAUUGCCAAUGAACCCGCGGCUCCUUUGAUUUCGAAAAAUGCGCAGGCUCCCAAUGGGGACAAGAGACCUACAGGUUCGGUUCCUAGAAGAGCUGCGGAGGAAGAAGAGCAUGUCAUAGUCAGAGGCGAGAAUGGGGGGAAUGUGAUUGAAUCGACUCGAGUUCACACGGGGGAGACCAGGACGGAAGUCACGCCUAGCGAGGAUUGCCCUUCUCAGGAACAUCACGUGGAUCCACCGGAUGAUUUGGACUACGAGGGGGAUGUGGUUAUGGAAGUUGAAAAUGAUGACAGGGAUACUCACAGGGAGGAGUGCAUAGUUUGGAAUUGUCAAGGCGCGUGUGGUCGUGAUUUCCACCGCGUUCUUAAAAAUAUGAUUCUUACCCAUAAACCUGCCAUUCUUAGUCUCGUUGAACCGAAAGUCUCGGGAUCCCAUGCUGAUGCUAUUUGUAAAAGGCUGGGGUUUUCUGACUGGGUUCGGGUUAGGGAGGUUUCUCAGGCUUGUUGGUUUUUUGCGGUUGUUUAUGGUAGUCCAACUCAUCACCUCUGCUGCCGGUUAUGGGGUGAACUUGCGAUGGGAAAGAGAGGCAUUCAGGGCCCGCUGCUAGUGGCGGGUGAUUUUAACUCGGUCAUCUCUCAAGACGAGACUUCAAAUUAUUCGGCCUUCUCGAUUCAACGAAGCUCGGAGUUUGCCGAGUGGAUUCGUGAUGAGGGUCUUAUUGACAUGGGCUUCAGUGGUCCAAAACUCACCUGGGUCAGAAGUGAUCAGUCAGGUUAUACUAAAGGGGCUAGGCUUGAUCGGGCUCUUUGUAAUAUUUCAUGGCGUCAUAGUUUCCCAGAUGCUACAGUUAUACACCUUCCGAGGAUUUCUUCAGACCAUACUCCCCUUCUUAUUCAGACUGAGGCACGGAUUUUGCAUAACACCGAGGCUCCUUUUCAGUUCCAAGCGGCCUGCCGCAAGCGGGUGAUCAUGGCACGGUUAGGAGGAGUGCAACACAGCUUAACUCAACACACCCACGGAGGUCUUGUGAAGUUGGAGAAGGCUCUCAUUGUAGAAUACCAGGAAAUUCUCAACCAAGAAGAGCUUUUGUGGUACCAGCGUUCUCACGAGGAUUGGAUCGUUUCAGGGGAUCGAAACACGAGUUACUAUCAUACGGCUGCAACAAUCCGUAAAUCUCAAAAUACUAUAAUCACUCUCAGGGAUGAUAAUGGGGAAUGGAUUUCAAACACAAAUCUUCUUAAAACUCACGUUAGCAACUAUUACGCUUCUCUGUUUUCUGCUUGCUCUAACACUAUCUUCACCGAUGCCUUGGAAAGUUCCUUUCCGAGAGUUCCACAGGAUGAUUGGCGGGUUUUCAACAUGGACAUCACGAAGGAGGAGGUGCGGAGUGCCCUCUUUGAUAUGGCCCCGUUUAAAGCUCCGGGACCAGACGGCUUUAGAAUAGACUAA
This is a messenger RNA of Ipomoea triloba (trilobed morning glory), 1494 nucleotides long. RefSeq lists its product as uncharacterized. Bases 1 to 1494 code for a protein of 497 amino acids. Lineage: Eukaryota; Viridiplantae; Streptophyta; Magnoliopsida; Solanales; Convolvulaceae. The transcript is spliced from 4 exons. Gene Ontology annotation, molecular function: catalytic activity. The record is from RefSeq and is a predicted model, not a curated record.